This is a messenger RNA of Mercurialis annua (annual mercury), 1878 nucleotides long. Its product is annotated as protein-S-isoprenylcysteine O-methyltransferase B-like. NCBI's taxonomy places the organism in Eukaryota, Viridiplantae, Streptophyta, Magnoliopsida, Malpighiales, Euphorbiaceae. The transcript has 2 exons. The coding region runs from base 606 to 1286 and encodes 226 amino acids. Gene Ontology annotation, cellular component: endoplasmic reticulum; membrane. Gene Ontology annotation, molecular function: protein C-terminal S-isoprenylcysteine carboxyl O-methyltransferase activity. The record is from RefSeq and is a predicted model, not a curated record. Gene Ontology annotation, biological process: C-terminal protein methylation.
UUUACUUAAUUUAGGGGAAAAUAAGGAAGUUGUUUUACUUAUAUUAAGACUUUAUUACUAGCUUGAUUUCUAAUCUGUAUCAUUGCUUAUAAAGUAUUGAAAAUCAUGGCAUGUUUAUUGAUGUUCUUAGCUUGACCUAGAUUAUGAAUGAAAUUCUUUUGUUUUAUCAGUAUGAAUCACAGUAGCUUUUAGAGUUUUAGCCAGUUGUUUGCUUUGCGUAGGCCGAUGUGGAUUUUCUUAGGCACCAUUUGGUUUAAGGUAUGAUUGGGAAUGACUAAUGAGAAAGUGAUAGUGAUUGAAUAUUUUCUAUUGUUUGUAUGGUUCAAUAUGUGAUACGAAUUAAAUUAUAUCUUAAUGCGUUUGGUAUGUUGAAAGUUAUUAUGAUUAAAAGACCAUUUCUGCAAUUAUUCAAUUCUUUUGAAUAUAUGUAUUAUGCAAGUCUUGAAAACUAAGAACAUUAACGCCCAGAUGCAUUUGUAUAUGUUUAUUGCUUACUUGUUUUACUGUUAUUCCUAUGCCAGAGAAAAGUAUUUGAAUUUUGUCGAUGAUCUUAAAUUGUGGAUUAAUGUCGAAUUCCUAAACCCUAUUUUCAGUUUUUUCCCAAGAUGACUUUUUUGGAGCUCCUCUUUAAUGAUGUCAAAACUGAAGUUUCAAUUUUGAUGGUGUAUGCAUCUGGUUCAUUUUCAGAAAUGACAGAGAUCUUUGGUUACACCACCGCCUUGAGACAGUUAUCUCAGAUGUUUUUGGCAAUUUUCUUCUUUCAUAGUUCUGAAUAUAUUCUAGCAGUUGGCAUUCAUGGGAAGUCAAAUGUUACUCUCAAGUCACUUCUGGUCAGCAAGAAUUAUCUUCUAGCAAUGAUCUUCUCAUUGGUUGAAUAUAUUGUUGAAUUUUAUUUAUUUCCUGGCUUAAAGGAAUAUUGGUGGAUUAGUAAUUUAGGCAUUGCAAUGGUAGUAUUUGGUGAACUCAUACGCAAGAUGGCAAUUAUUACAGCUGGGCGGUCCUUCACACAUCUUAUUAAGAUUUAUCACGAAGAGCAUCACAAGUUGAUCACUCAUGGAAUCUACAGAUUUGUUCGUCAUCCGGGAUAUUGUGGUUUCUUUAUCUGGUCAGUAGGCACACAGAUAAUGUUGUGCAAUCCUAUAUCAACAAUUGCUUUUACAGGUGUUGUGUGGCGCUUCUUCGCAGAUAGGAUCCCAUAUGAAGAGUAUCUCUUGCGGCAGUUUUUUGGAUCACAGUACGUGGAAUAUGCUCAGCAAAUUCCUUCUGGGGUUCCAUUUGUGAAGUGAAGAUCCAAUAUAGUUGAAGACAAGACUUGCAGCUGAUGAAUUCUUGUAGUUCAUGCUAAAGCCAUACGAAACUUUCAUUUCUGUGCUUCUGGAGCUUUUUCGAAAUUUUGAAACUGAUCAUAUUUAACAAGGAGUGAGUUCCUGGUAAAUAGCAUGGUUUUUUCCCUGGUGCAAGCAGCUAGUUGCCAUGUCUUCAGCAGAGCUUUGCUCAAUAUGGUUAAACAGUUUGCCGAAUAAAUUAUUGCAGAAUGACUACUCUAGUACUCAUCACUGAGUCACCUCUAGCCUGUUACUGCACUCAUUUUUUGGUGCAGACUCUUGUGAAUCCGUUAGGGGAAUUUAUGAAGAUUAAAAAUGAUCAUGUAUGCCAGCAACAAUGAAGAAAAUGAUUGCUCAUGAUGAAUCACUGCAGAGAUUUGGAUGCUCGAGCAGUGGGGUUAGUGUCAACUAAUGUUUUCGUUUUAUGACUCAUUCCUGUAUGUUUGGCAUAAAUGGAAGUGUUAAGCUAAUUUGCACUUGUACAAGGUCCACAAUCGAAACUCAUUAAUGAAUUUGUACAAUAGUUACUGGAAAGUGCACAAUGUUAUAUGUA